Molecule: messenger RNA, 778 nt
Organism: Tarenaya hassleriana
Lineage: Eukaryota; Viridiplantae; Streptophyta; Magnoliopsida; Brassicales; Cleomaceae
Product: V-type proton ATPase 16 kDa proteolipid subunit
Exons: 3
Coding region: 79-576 (165 amino acids)
Biological process (GO): proton transmembrane transport
Cellular component (GO): proton-transporting V-type ATPase, V0 domain
Molecular function (GO): proton-transporting ATPase activity, rotational mechanism
Source: RefSeq, a predicted model, not a curated record
UUUUUAUCAUAUCCUCAGAUCGUCUCUCCGCUUCAGAUCUCAUCGUCGCCACAACCAUACAGAAGAAGAGCAACAACAAUGGCUUCAGGUUUUAGCGGCGAUGAAACCGCUCCUUUCUUCGGCUUCCUCGGCGCCGCCGCCGCGCUCGUAUUCUCCUGUAUGGGAGCGGCAUACGGGACGGCGAAGAGUGGCGUCGGAGUGGCGUCGAUGGGGGUGAUGAGGCCGGAGCUGGUGAUGAAGUCCAUUGUUCCGGUGGUCAUGGCCGGUGUUUUGGGUAUUUAUGGUCUGAUCAUCGCCGUCAUAAUCAGUACAGGAAUUAACCCUAAGGCCAAGUCUUAUUACCUCUUCGAUGGCUACGCGCACCUCUCCUCCGGUCUCGCUUGUGGCCUCGCCGGUCUCUCUGCCGGUAUGGCUAUCGGAAUCGUCGGCGAUGCCGGUGUUAGAGCAAAUGCCCAGCAACCGAAGCUGUUUGUGGGAAUGAUUCUGAUUCUCAUCUUCGCGGAGGCACUUGCUCUGUAUGGACUUAUUGUCGGUAUAAUCCUCUCUUCUCGAGCUGGCCAGUCUAGAGCCGACUGAAACAAGGUAUCAAUCGAGCGAGAUCUAUCAUUAUCAUGCUUUGGAAUCUGCAUCCCGAUUAGAACUAGUAAAUUUUCUGAUCAUAUGUUCCAUCGUAAUAUUCCUUCUGUGCAAUAAUAUGAUUUUUUGCAAUUUGAUAUAAUUGUAAUGUACAAUGUUUGUUCCAUCAGUACAUAUGGGAGUUCUUGCAGUUUUUCUGCCA